This is a messenger RNA of Linum tenue, 3946 nucleotides long. NCBI's taxonomy places the organism in Eukaryota, Viridiplantae, Streptophyta, Magnoliopsida, Malpighiales, Linaceae. The record is from the annotation of a GenBank genome assembly.
CUUUACCCUAACACCCUCAAACCCUCCAGUGCCCAAGAAUCUCACUCUUCUCCUCCUCCUCUCAGAGAACAAAAAAACCAGACUGCGCUCCGUAACGGCUGCAAUCCCAGCCGCUGCCGCCAGCGCAACCACAACCACAACCACUGUCAUCGUCGCUCUCCCAAGGUCAAUCGUCUCCCUCCUCCUCCGUUUACUUUCGCCACUGCUCCGAGAUCGGUUUCACUGAUCGGAGCAUUUUUAUGGUUUCUCUCGUCGCCUGUCGACUACGGCCUUGUUGCGGCUGAGGUGCGCGCUUGUAUUUCUUCUCUUCUUGCGAUUACAUCUCAAGUUUGUGUGUAUUCGUUUUCUGGCAGGUCGGAGAGGUUUUGAUUUUGUAGCGCCAUGUCGAAUUUUGCCAAGCCGGAGAACGCGCUUAAGCGCGCUGAAGAGCUGAUAGCUGUUGGACAGAAGCAAGAGGCUCUCCAGACGCUUCACAACCUGAUAACCUCGAAGAGGUACCGAGCAUGGCAGAAGACACUUGAGCGGAUCAUGUUUAAAUAUGUUGAGCUGUGCGUCGAGAUGAGAAGAGGGAGAUUUGCCAAGGAUGGGCUGAUACAGUAUCGCAUAGUGUGUCAACAAGUGAAUGUGAACUCGUUGGAGGAGGUAAUCAAGCACUUUAUGCAUCUCUCCACAGAGAAAGCUGAACAGGCUCGAACUCAAGCACAAGCACUGGAGGAAGCUCUCGAUGUUGAUGAUCUCGAAGCUGAUAAAAGACCGGAAGAUCUGAUGCUUAGCUAUGUCAGUGGGGAAAAGGGGAAGGACAGGUCUGACCGUGAGCUUGUUACCCCUUGGUUCAAGUUCUUGUGGGAGACCUAUAGAACUGUGCUGGAAAUUUUGAGGAACAACUCAAAAUUGGAGGCAUUAUAUGCGAUGACAGCACAUCGUGCAUUUCAAUUCUGCAAACAAUACAAGCGAACAACCGAGUUUAGACGGCUGUGUGAAAUUAUCAGAAACCAUCUCGCCAACCUCAACAAGUAUAGAGAUCAAAGGGACCGACCUGAUCUGACUGCUCCUGAAAGCUUGCAGAUGUAUCUCGAUACAAGAUUUGAACAGCUCAAGGCUGCCACUGAGCUUGGGCUCUGGCAGGAAGCGUUUCGUUCUGUUGAAGAUAUUCAUGGCUUGAUGUGCAUGGUGAAGAAGACACCCAAGGCAUCCUUGUUGGUUGUCUACUAUGCUAAGCUGACUGAGGUCUUUUGGAUCUCGUCGAGCUAUCUCUAUCAUGCUUAUGCCUGGUUCAAGCUUUUCAGCCUUCAGAAGAGUUUCAACAAGAACUUAAGCCAGAGGGAUCUGCAGUUGGUUGCUUCAGCUGUUGUCUUGGCGGCUUUAGCAGUGCCUCCAUAUGAUACUCGUCGUGCCUCUCAUGUGGAACUUGAAAAUGAGAAGGAGCGUAAUUUGAGGAUGUCAAAUCUCAUUGGAUUCAAUCUGGAUCCCAAAGCUGAGAGCAGAGAAGUGCUUUCAAGGGCAGCUCUCCUCUCCGAACUGGUGUCCAAGGGUGUGCUGAGCUGUGCGACUCAAGAAGUGAAGGAUAUUUACCAUCUUCUAGAGCAUGAGUUCCUUCCAGUCGAUCUUGGUGCAAAGGUGCAGCCUUUGCUGUCCAAAAUCUCUAAACUUGGGGGAAAGCUUGCUACAAUAUCUUCUCUGCAAGAGGUUCAGCUAUCCCAAUAUAUCCCUGCCCUCGAAAAGCUUGCUACUCUCAGGUUGCUCCGACAGGUCUCUCAGGUGUACAGCACAAUGAGGAUCGAGAGUUUAUCUCGUAUGAUCCCCUUCUUUGGGUUUGCUGUUGUGGAGAGAAUUUCUGUUGAUGCAGUUAAACACAAGUUCAUUGCUAUGAAAGUGAAUCAUAUGAAGAGUGUUGUAAUGUUUGGAGAUGCGCUCCUUGAAUCUGAUGGCCUCCAAAACCAUUUGGCUUUGUUUGCCGAAUCCCUGAACAAAGCGAGGUCCAUGAUAUAUCCUCCUGCGAAGAAAUCAUCAAAGCUAAGUGACAUUUUACCUGCACUCGGGGAGACUGUCGACAAGGAACACAAGAGACUUCUUGCUAGGAAGUCUAUAAUAGAGAAAAGAAAGGAAGAACAAGAACGGCAGCUUCUCGAAAUGGAACGAGAGCAAGAGUCGAAAAGAUUGUCUGAACAGAAGAGAACAGAGGAGCAGGAGCAAAAGAGGCUCGCGGCAGAGUACGAACGCCUCAAGAACCAGAGGAUCCUUCGGGAAAUUGAGGAGCGCGAACUUGAAGAGGCACAGGCAUUUCUCGAGGAAACUGAGAAGCGUAGCAAGAAGAAGGGCAAGAAAGCUGUUGUAGAAGGAGAAAAGGUGACGAAGCAAUCCUUGAUGGAAAGGGCUCUGAACGAGCAGCUUAGGGAGAGGCAGGAAAUGGAAAAGAAACUGCAGAAGCUGGCUAAGACAAUGGAUCAUCUGGAGCGGGCUAAGAGAGAAGAAGCAGCUCCAUUGAUUGAGGCUGCCUUCCAGCAACGCCUCGUCGAAGAGAAGGCCCUACAUGAACGCGAACAACAGGUAAAACUAUCUCCCUGAUUGAGCUUUAUAUAAUUUUUCAUGUCUUCACUUUCUGAAGUUUGUUGAAUCCUUAAUUGGCUUCAUGAGACUUCACUAUGUAUAAUCAUGUUGAGUGGUUGCAGCUGGAGGUUGAACUGAGCAGGCAGCGCCAUGAUGGAGACCUCAAGGAGAAGAACAGGCUUAUCCGCAUGAUGGAUAAUAAGACGAUUUUCCAGGAGAGAGUCAUUGCCCGUCGGCAAGCAGAGUUUGACCAAAGGCAAGCAGCAAGGGAAGCGAGGAUCAUUCAAAUAAUUCAGACGAGGAGACAUGAGAGGGAGAUUCAAAGGAAGAAGAUAUUAUAUAUCAAGACUGAGCAGGAGAGGCUCGCUAGACUCAAGGAGGAAGAGGAAGCUCGUAAGCACGAAGAGGCUGAGAGGCGAAAGAAGGAAGAAGCUGAGCGCAAGGCAAAGCUGGACGAGCUAGCGGAGAAGCAAAGGCAAAGGGAUAGAGAGCUGGAAGAAAAAGAGAGAUUGAGGAGAGAAGCUCUAUUGGGCCCCAGGCCUCCCGCCAUUGCCGCCGAGGUCCCAGCUGCUGCUCCAGCUGCUGCUGCUGCGGCUGCUCCAGCUGCUGCUGCUGCGGCUGCUCCAGCUGCUGGUGGAGGUGCUGCUGCACCACAGAAAUACGUCCCGAAGUUCCGUCGUGGAGGUGGUGGUGAGAAUCCCCCCGCAGCCAGACAGCAGGCUCCUCCUCCAGAGGCGGAGCGCUGGAGCAGUGGUGGUGGAGGCAGAGCUAGGCCUGGGGCUCUGUCGGAGACGACUGACCGCUGGACCCCUGGUGGCUCUAGGCAGGAUCCAGACCGACGUGGCAGCGGUGGCGGCCCAACAGACACCUGGCGCCGUGGCGGUGGUGGAAGCAGCAGCAGCGGAGGUGGUAGUAGUGCUUCGGGGUCCGGCACUUGGUCAUCUUCUAGGCGCUAAGGUUGAAAGCCAUUGAUGCAUCCUCUGCUGGUGUUUUUCUGCGGAGGGAGUCGGAACUCGAAAGUGAUUUUCUCGCUGCGUACUGAAAGGAAGUAAUAACUUGCUGCUUUUGUUUUCUGUUCUAAAGUUUUAAGGGACUUGUUGCCAAAUAGCUGAAGAUCUGGCGGUUUGUGUUUAAAUGUUGAUGUUUUUCGUUCAAUUAAAAUGGCAAUGGUGAGGUGAAUACACUAGUAUUGGAACCUCGUCGACUUUUUGUCGCUUAUAUUUGAACUUGUUACCAUUUUUUGUUCUUUUACCCCCCAGAGUUAACAGAGUAGUUUGAAAAUAAUUAGAAAAUGUAUGAUCCAGCUUAGCCCUCCUCCCAAAUGAGAAAUUUGGACCAAUAAUAAAGUAACAAGUAAAUACAGCUUUGGAAUUCUGAAUAUUACUUGGUUGGAACACAG